AUGGCCCCUUACUCAGGAUGGAAGCGUACAGCUGUGUAUCUAACUGGCUUAGUUGCAACGCUCACAACUUUCCUGAUUGUUAUGCUCUUCGUGUCUCUCUUUGCACUAGAAAGGGACAAUGACUCUAGAGGUAGAGGCAGCAGCCGUGCAGAUGCUCUGGGUCAGAGUAUUCUUCACCGAGGAAACUGCGACACAACCGCCAAAGCAAACCUUUGGAUUCAUUUGGCUAUUAAUAUUAUUGGUACCGGCGUCUUGGCAUCGUCCAACUUCUUCAUGCAGAGCCUUGUGGCGCCUACGAGGAAGGAAGUAGACGCUGCGCAUAAAGCGGGACAGUGGCUUGAGAUUGGUGUCCAGUCCCUUAAAAACAUUCGCUUUCUUGGCUGGCGAAAGAUUUUGUUCUGGUCUCUAUUCUCACUCAGUUCAGUCCCGUUGCAUCUCGUCUUCAACGGUUGCGUCCUUGAAUCCAAAGGCACAAACGGUUUCACUCUGUUCCUGGGCACUGAGAGUCUUAUCAAGGGUAGUUGGCAGGGCCAGGCUCCUAUCGCAAUGUCUUACCGGCAAAGGUAUGUAGAUGAGUUUUUGCGUGGGGACAGUUAUAUGAGCCUGAAGAAUAUGAAGCAUGUCAAUGAGUCCAUAGAGACCAGCAGCUGGGAGCGGAUCGAUUUCCCGGAAUGUAUGAAGCGAUACAACAACCCGGAGAAGUCUUUGGUAAUUGAACCCCUUCUACUAGAAGGACACUUGGAUUCGCUGACUAGAACAAAGACACAUUCACGACACAUGAUCAUGGUGAUUUACGACUACGAGGACAAAUGGCGAAACUCAACAGAUGGAUGGAAACUCAGCCAAGUCUACAAGAACACGACCAACAUGACAGAUGUAAACGCUUUGAACACUCUCUGGGCAGUGGACGCGUUUGCACGUACCGGCACCGCAAAUGGGCCUAAUAAUGGUGCCAUAAUACAGCCAUACUGGAACUAUUUCGGCCCUGAUGGCCGUAUGUGGAGAGCCAGCGGAUGGCGCAUUCUGAGUCACAUCAAUUAUCUCGAUCCUGUAUCUGGCAUACUUGUCAUGGAUGCUUCAACCUACCAACCUGAGUAUAGAGUUAUGCAAGUCGAUCAUUGCUGGUCUGAAAGACCUAGUGAAGAGACAAGGGGCAUGUGCACACUGAGCCUGGAAGAUCUGAAACGAUCACCUACUAGCCCAGAUCUUGCACUCGGCGAUACAACGAGGGGAUACAAGUUGUUACAAGGUCCCCGACAAUGGCACACAACCUCUGUACGCAGGUUUGGGAAAGCAGUGCCCAGAAAUAUCUGGAUUCUUUCAUCCCUUCUUAUCGGAAGCUCCCUCGCCGUAGCAGGAACAAUGUUGGGAAUCUCCCUCAGAGAGCAAAGUCUAGGUGAUGCACGCUUCGGCCACUCUCCUGUUAACGAAGAUGUAUCCGAUGAAAACCUGGACGACCUGGCUUUGUUACCACUGACCAUGGUAGCUAACUUGCCGCAACUUAUCUUAUCGAUAUGUUAUCUUGCCUACAAUGGACUCUUUACGCGAAUGCUUGCCGAGUUCGAAUGGUCAAAGUAUAGUGUCGAAUUCAGAUCCCUACGAGUCACCGAGCCGAGAGGUAGUCAAAAUUCAACAUACCGUCUGCAAUUGCCAUAUAGGUUCUCUGUACCACUCAUCAUCAUGGACAGCUCAGAGAAGAGAGACACGACACCCCAAGCCUCCGCAGAGGGGGACGCAAUCUCAGCCGACAAAAAGAGCUUUCCUCACAAUGAAAAAGAUUAUGCCGACGUCGAGGUUCUAAAGUCAGAGCCUACCCGGCCCCUGGAGACAGCGGAAGAUAUUGUUACGAAUGUCAUCCACGUAGAUGAUGAUCCUUCUAUGAAUCCAUGGACAGUUCGCAUGUUCGUCGUUGGUAUCGGGCUAUCUGCAUUCGGUGGCGUUCUACAAGAGAUCAUGUACUUCAAGCCUCAAGUUGUCUACGUAUCCGUCAUGUUCUUGACUGUACUCGCCGAAACCCUCGGUACUGGCCUGUCGUAUAUCGUUCCCCGAAAAGGCGCCAUCGGUCGUUUCCUCAACCCUCACCCAUGGAACAGAAAGGAACAUACCGCAGCUGUCCUCAUGGCAUCGGCUGCAUCGGUAUCAGCAUUGUCAACUGAAGCCCUAUCGGUGCAGAAGUUGUGGUAUGGCGGUUAUCCCAACCAAGCUGCUGGUAUCUUCAUUACCCUGUCAUCCCAACUCAUUGGGUAUGGAAUUGCUGGUAUGAUGAGAAGCGUGCUAUUAUAUCCUACAAAGAUGCUGUAUCCUGCGAACUUGCCCAUCACAACUGUGAUGGAGACGCUGCAUAAGCCAAAGUCUGAGACAAGAAAGAGGUUCCAAGUCUUCUGGAUUGUUUUCGUAGCCAUCUUCUGUUGGGAGUGGUUCCCCGAAUACAUCUUUCCUCUCCUGUCUGCUGUCUCUAUCUUUUGCCUCGCCGAUCGCCACAAUCCUGUUUUUACAAACCUUUUCGGUGGCUCACAAGGUAACGAAGGAAUGGGCUUCUUGAGCAUCUGUUUUGACUGGAACUACAUCGCCGGCUUUGGCUCACCUCUCUGGAUGCCUCUCCAAACACUGGUCAACAGCUUCAUUGGAUAUCUCGGCGGUAUCAUCCUUUCGAUGGGGCUAUACUACAGCAACAUCUGGAGAGCCCAGGACUUUCCAUUCAUGGCUCAGCUUCUGUACGAUGGAAGCUCAAACUCGACCAACUACGUUCCAUAUAACGAGACAUCGAUCAUGAACCCUGAUUUUACCGUGAACAACGAGGUUAUCGACAAGGCUGGCCUUCCACAUCUUACAGCUACCUACGUCAACUAUCUCAUCACAUCUAAUGCUGGCCUGACUGCCACAUUGGUCCACAUGCUUCUAUGGAACUACGCCGAAGUCAGCCUCGGAUGGUCCUGGAUUACUUUGACCAACCUGAAGAAGGUCUUCCGUCCACAGACGUAUAUCUUCUGGCGCCAAUCCGGUUCUCGUAGUGAGGAAGAAAAGACUAAGCUUCGUGAUGAUCCCACUAUCGACCCUCAUUACAAACUGAUGCUUGAUUACGACGAGGUUCCAAACAGCUGGUACUUUCUCGUCUUUGCAGCGAGCUUCAUCAUCGGCAUGGUCUGUCUAUACGUGAUGAAGUCAACGCUGCCUUGGUGGGGAUUUAUUAUGGCUGUGAUCUUCUUGGCCGUUUUCCUUGUCUUCUUUGGUGCGCAGUAUGCUAUCACUGGCUUUGGCUUCAACUUGCAACCAAUCUUCCAGAUGUUAGCAGGAUACAUGUUUCCUGGCCGCCCGCUUGCAAACAUGUACUUUACAUCGUACACAUACAAUGCACUCUCCCAGGGUUUCCUUCUUUUACGAGACUUGAAACUUGCUCAGCAGAACAAGCUAUCCCCCAAGGCCACAUUCACUACUCAAGUCAUUGGCUGUUGUUUGGGAGCCCUUCUCAACUACGUGAUGAUGAUUAGCAUCGUGGACAACCAAGCCCCGAUCCUCAAGUCCGCUGAGGGAACUAACAUCUGGUCCGGCGCUCAGAUCCAACAGUUCAACACUCUGGCGAUCGCAUGGUCCAUUGCUCCCAAGAUGUUCUCUAUCGGCGCUCGAUACCAAUGGGUGACCAUCGCCUUCUUUAUCGGAUUUCUGGCUCCUUUGCCAUUCUAUUUUGCGCACCGUUUCUUCCCCCAUAUGCGAAUCUGGUCUUACCUCAACACAGCCAUCAUUCUCUGGUACCUUGGCGAACUUUUUGUCGGACUCAACGCGUCGCUCACAAGCUAUUAUAUUCUGGGUGCUUUUGGACAGUUCUAUCUUCGCCGCUACCGACCUCAAGCGUUUGUCAAGUGGAACUACCUCAUCUCCGCGGCACUUGACGGUGGUACGCAGGUCAUGGUCUUCAUUGCCACCUUUGCGGUGUUUGGAGGUUCCGGAAAAGCGGUGGCAUUCCCAGAGUGGGCAGGUAAUAGGAUCAACAACUAUGAUUACUGUAAAUACAAUGCGCAGGGCUAG
Messenger RNA from Fusarium poae, 4023 nucleotides. RefSeq lists its product as uncharacterized. Gene Ontology annotation, biological process: transmembrane transport. The record is from RefSeq and is a predicted model, not a curated record. The coding region runs from base 1 to 4023 and encodes 1340 amino acids. The transcript is spliced from 8 exons. Lineage: Eukaryota; Fungi; Ascomycota; Sordariomycetes; Hypocreales; Nectriaceae. Gene Ontology annotation, molecular function: oligopeptide transmembrane transporter activity.